Molecule: messenger RNA, 507 nt
Organism: Trypanosoma rangeli
Lineage: Eukaryota; Euglenozoa; Kinetoplastea; Trypanosomatida; Trypanosomatidae
Exons: 1
Coding region: 1-507 (168 amino acids)
Source: RefSeq, a predicted model, not a curated record
AUGCGAGUGGCCACGGAACGGGUUUGUCUUCCUUCUGGGGAGCGACUAAGUUCCUUUCCGGAGCCGGUUGUGCAGAAGAUGAGGAGAAUUGCCUUCGCCGUUCUUCGACGACUAUUUUCUCCUGUUCUCAGGCGGCACGUGGCCACUCUGCACCGAAGGAAAGCUCUCACGUUGUGGCGGCGUCUGAAGGAUUUGGAGGCGGAGCUGACGCUUGUUCUGGAGCGGCUUUCUGCACCCGUGCAAUGUGCCCAGAAACUAGGUGCGGACGAGGCGUUGACGGGGGCGUCGGGGGCUAAUAAGGCGUAUCGUUGCGUCAGCGGACUACCGUGUGUUUACUCAAGGGGAGAUGGUGCAGUACGUGGGGGAACCGGGCAAUGCCGUGGUCGUGUUACUCGUUGGAAACGUAAAGAAGAGAACGAGGACGGUAAAAGGAAAGAAGAAAUCCUUGCUGGAGAGGCCAAACUCUCUUCCUUCCACCGCACCCAUUGCUGUGAUACCAUUCGAUGA